Drosophila kikkawai is the source of this 2496-nucleotide messenger RNA. It is a transcript of the gene Acox3, whose product is annotated as Acyl-CoA oxidase 3. Gene Ontology annotation, biological process: lipid homeostasis; fatty acid beta-oxidation using acyl-CoA oxidase. Gene Ontology annotation, cellular component: peroxisome. Lineage: Eukaryota; Metazoa; Arthropoda; Insecta; Diptera; Drosophilidae. Gene Ontology annotation, molecular function: pristanoyl-CoA oxidase activity; FAD binding; fatty acid binding. The record is from RefSeq and is a predicted model, not a curated record.
GUCAAUAAUAGUUACUAGUGCCUGGACUUUCGGGCAGUUCGCGCCUGGCGUUUGAAAAGUCCACAUCAGACCCGUUCCCAGUCGCAGAAUUGUAUUUAGACAUGGUUGCAUUGAGCACAAACGGCCGCAAGGAUGAACAGCCCCCAGCCAAUAUCCUCGAGGACAAGCGGAUCUUUCCGGAGUUCCGCGGUGGACCUUUGGACACGUACCGUCAACGGGCGAGCUUCUGUUACAAGCGCAUGAACGUGCUGCUCGAGGGGGAGGAGCACAUCCGCCUUAAGCACAAGGUGUGGCAGUGGAUGGAACGCCACCCGGACUUCCAGCGAGAGCCCGAGGCUCCAGGCUUGGAGCGCACCCGAGAGCUGGCCAACAAGAGGCAACACCUGCUCUGGGAGCAGCAGUUCUAUGGCGUUAACGAGUACCUGGGAACACCGCACCUGCUGCUGGCCUUUGGCCAGGCCAUCUUCAGCUAUGACUUCAGCACAUCUGUGAAGUUCGGCCUGUCCACGGGCAUGUUCCCCAGCACUCUGGUCUCAAACGGAUCCGGUCGCCUGGGCAAGUAUGUGGCCAAGAUCGCCGACAAUCGUAUCUUGGGUGCCUACGCCCUCACCGAGAUCUCGCACGGCACAAAUGCGCUUGGCAUGCGAACCCGAGCCACUUACGACCUGAAGAGGCAGGAGUUUAUCAUCCACACGCCGGACUUUGAGGCGGCCAAGUGCUGGGUGGGCAACCUGGGCAAGACCUGCACCCAUGCGAUUGUGUAUGCACAGCUGUAUGUGCCGGAUGACAAGCACCAGGGAUUGCAGGCUUUCCUGGUGCCCAUCCGUGACGAACGUACUCUGUUACCCUUCCCCGGCGUAACCGUGGGCGAUAUGGGCGAGAAGAUCGGUCUCAAUGGCAUCGACAACGGUUUUGUGAUGUUCAACCAAUACCGUAUUCCCAAGGCCAAUCUGCUCUCCAAGACCGGCGACAUCGACGAACAGGGAAACUACAUCAGCCAGAUUAAGGACGAGCGCAAGCGACUGGGUGCCUCGCUGGGCGCCCUCUCCGCAGGACGCGUCAACAUCACAGCGAUCACGUACGUGGCCCUGAGCAAGGCGGUGACUAUUGCCACUCGCUACGGAGCGAGCCGGCGGCAGUUUGGGCCUACAAACUCCCCGGCGGAGUGGCCAGUGAUUGAGUAUCAGUCGCAGCAGUACCGUCUCAUUCCGCACUUGGCCACAGCGAUUGCUAUGCGUGUGGCUACGCUUUGGAUCGGCAAGGAGAAUGUCGAUAUGACCAUGAAGGGUUUCACUGGCGAGGACACUUCGAAGACGGGCAUGGAAAUCCACGCCAUCUCGUCGGCCCUCAAGCCAGUGGCCACCUGGGCGGCCAGGGAUGGCAUUCAAGAGUGUCGGGAGGCAUGCGGUGGACAUGGAUACUUGAGGUCUUCGGGCUUGGGUGAUCUGCGAAACGACAACGAUGCCAAUUGCACCUACGAGGGUGAGAACAACACACUUAUCCAGCAGGCCUCCAACUGGCUCAUCAGCUUGCGUCGCAACAACGCCGACUUUGUCGCUGUCUCACCUUUGGAAACGGUGUCCUUCCUGCAAAAUAUGGAUGCCCUGCUGCAGAGCAAGGGCCAAGAGCGUACGCCAGCUGAGGUCUUGGAUCCCAACAAUCUUCUAAAGGCGCUCAACUGGCUUACCGCUUGGCAACUGGAUAACACUGUAAAGCGAGUCGAGCAACAACAACGCGAGGGCAAGGAUGCCUUCGAAACGCGCAACAACAUACAGGUGUUUGCGGCCCAAAAGCUGUCUAUAAUCUAUGGCGAGCGAACCAUUUAUUAUAUGUUCCAUAAGUUUGUGAGCAACUUGCCCGCCUCGGCCGAAAAGGAGGUGCUGCAGCAAGUGCUCUCGUUCUACGGAGCGCAUCUGGUCACCAGGUACUCGGCCAUUUUCUACCAGGGCGGCUACUUCCGUGACAAUUCUCAUCUGGCAUUGUAUGAGCAGGGAAUCUUGGGUUUGCUGUCUGUCCUCAAGAAUGAGGCCAUUGCUCUGGUGGACGCAAUUGCUCCCACUGAUUUUAUUCUAAACUCGCCCCUCGGCAUGAGCGAUGGCAAUGUUUACCAGCAUCUGCAGCGUACAAUUGUGUCGACCCCGGGUGUCUACGAACGCCCCCAUUGGUGGCGGGAUGUUACCUACAAGGAUUACCUGAAGCGCGCCAAGUUGUAGUGAUGCAAUCACAAGAAUUCACAAGAGUUCAUAAAGAUUACCUUGUUAUCGUUGUACGUUUAAAUGAUAUUAAUGCACCUUUUAUUAAAAAAGGUGCUACAUAAUUACUGACAGGUGAAACCUGAACAUUUAAACAUUCCAGCUUCAUUGAAAUAAGGCUCAGGAUCAGCCUUUUAUAGUUUGUACUUAAUAUUCAAAAACGCCGUAAGCUUAAAAUACUCCAAACUCCACAGACAUUGUUGCACGUAUUAUAUAGCAAUGAUUAAUAAAAACUUUAUAUAUA